Molecule: messenger RNA, 903 nt
Organism: Umbelopsis ramanniana AG
Lineage: Eukaryota; Fungi; Mucoromycota; Umbelopsidomycetes; Umbelopsidales; Umbelopsidaceae
Exons: 8
Coding region: 1-903 (300 amino acids)
Source: RefSeq, a predicted model, not a curated record
AUGAGACACUUUAUUGAACGAGAUAUUUUGCUAAAAUUGCAUCGAAACAUCACUGUCAAUCAAUUAAUCAACUACGAUAUUCUACGACAGCAACAACAAGGCCUCAUUUAUCAGUACAGGAAAGAACAACAAUCAAUGGAAAGACUGAAAAACAUACAGGUGGAAAUCGAAAGACUCCAACAGGAAUACUCCAAGAUACAAACCGAUGAACUUCACCGUGCACAAAAACAAGCUACCGAACUACAGAACACACUUUCCCAACUCGCUGAUGAAUACAGUAUAGCUAUGGAUCAGAUAGUCGAUAUGGCCCUGCAAAAAAUGACAAGUGUCGCAGAAAGAGAAGAGGAAAUAACCAAUCAUGUCAUUGGUGAAUUCGAAGUCUAUAAAUCACUUGUCAUGGGUGCGCUUGAAGAAGCUGGGUCAAUGCACAGCGAUAUACAUACUGUAUUGGACAAAUUAGAGUCUCACGAAGUGCGACUGCUAGAAGGAUUGGAAGAUUCUGUCGACAAGAUAAACACUACCAUGUAUCAAAUGACGGAGAGGUUCACAACACAACUGCAAGGAACAUGUCUUUACUCCAAUUUACUCCCUUUCAACUGGCUCAAGUCCAUCGUUUACCACAUACAGCAUGGUUUCACGCUGACCAUGGCGAAAGCGGUGUCAGUCUUACUGAUUACUAUCACUCCAUUAGCCGUUUUACUGCAGGGGUUGAGACGUGAAUUCGUCUGUCUGGCUCUCUAUAUGGUUACACAUUUCUUCCAAUAUCCUUGGGUGUAUACUGGUGUACAUCCUGCUUCAUCUCCAUCACUCUAUGUUCGUGUAAAAGGUUGGAGUUACAUCCAUGGCAGAGGUGCUGGUGUGGUUAUGGAUUACGCAGAUGCUGACGACUUCAUCUUGGGAUAA